Amoebophrya sp. A120 is the source of this 965-nucleotide messenger RNA. Lineage: Eukaryota; Dinophyceae; Syndiniales; Amoebophryaceae. The record is from the annotation of a GenBank genome assembly.
AUGCACACACCCGCAGACCUCCCUGUUUCGCCGUCCGUAAAGAAUGAAAACGAUACGUCGCUCUCCUCGGACAUCAUCAGUGACAUUGUUCCCACCGACGAGAAAAAUGUAUCUGCGGAGCAGGUCGCUGCCUCGCAGAUGCAAGCUCUAGUGCAACAGGAUCAGCAGCACGCGUCGCAGCACGGGAAAGUAAGAAGAGGUGAACAAAAACAAAAACAGCAACUCUACCAAGCGAACCAGCACUACAGGAGUCUCCUCCUCUACGGGCGACAAGAAAAAAGACAAACAGCCUUGGGUGCAGAAGGACAAAAUCGGAGAAAAGAACCAGUCCUCCGCCGCCGCCGGCAGCACGCGGAGACUCAACAAGAGAGGAGCAGAAGACGUGAACGACAGAAGAAUUAAGAAUAACAACUCUGAAACACGGCGUGGAGGUGGUCGGGGGCGUAGCUUUUCGCGCCGACACUCUGGGCGACUUCACUGCAAAAAUCCAGCAUCAAAUCUUCAUCUCAUCAGAAUUUUGAUUGUUCUACGGUUUCUUUCAGUUCUAAUUGCACCGCAGCGCGGUCUUCAUCUCGUACUACGAAAAGACGCGAAACCCUGCCCCAUCUGCGAAAACGACUAAUCCUUGAAGCACGGCCCGUUUCUAGCCGUCGCCCGGAAUCAAGUUUUGUGCCCACGCUGCAAAGUCAGUGUGGGGAAAAAGUUUUUCAACUGCGAAAAGAGCCACCAGGCAAUAGUUCGAAAGGGGCUACGUUUUAAACAGUCAGACUGCAACCGGAAGGAGCUAGCCAAAGAGCUAGCACGGAGCAUUUUGCUCUGCAGAGAAAUCAUUUCGAAAGUCGAAUAGUAAUUCCGUCCAAAAUCUUCUUCUUCAUCUCCAAAACCAAAAGCAAGCGAAACAGCUAGCACUACUGGUGUUCACAGAACGCCGCGGCGGCCAUCUAGGCAAAUGGCUGCUGUUCAAA